AUGGCCAAAUUGAAGCAACAAGAAGUGGAAAGAGGAUUCGAACGAUUUCGUAAGUUUACAAAAAUAGUGGAUUCGGCAGGAAACUGGGCCAACAUCACUGUGGCCGGGGUCAUGAAUUUCACUGUGGCCGCACUUGAAGAGUAUGAAACUUCGAAUUUGUCAACAGCAGGGAAAUGGAACUAUGAGCACCAUCACAUCCCCCCCAGAAACAUGACACCCCAAAACCUCAUACUCCUUCCUCUUUCAACCCCUAAAUUAUCAAUCGGAUGCCCAAUACUAGAUGACUGCUUGGGGGGUGGGAUACCCUGCAACUCCAUAACAGAAUUGGUAAGGGAGAGUGGUUCCUGGAAGACGCAGCUUUGUCUCCAACUGACGGUACGAGCUCAGCUCCCACCCUCACAUGGCGGACUAGGGGGCUCCUCCGUCUACAUAUUCACAGAAUUCAGCUUCCCAUUUCGUUGA
Prunus armeniaca (apricot) is the source of this 462-nucleotide messenger RNA. The record is from the annotation of a GenBank genome assembly. NCBI's taxonomy places the organism in Eukaryota, Viridiplantae, Streptophyta, Magnoliopsida, Rosales, Rosaceae.